Molecule: messenger RNA, 11840 nt
Organism: Coregonus sp. 'balchen'
Lineage: Eukaryota; Metazoa; Chordata; Actinopteri; Salmoniformes; Salmonidae
Source: the annotation of a GenBank genome assembly
AUCGCAAUGGGAAACUCUGAGAGCCAGUACAGCCUUCAGGGGCCCAAGGGCACCAGCUUAAUCCUCCCCGGGAAACAAAAACCCUACUCACUAAAGUUCCGCUCAACCAAAGAGGAGGUUAUUUCCCCCCAUACGUGGUGGAAAGGUGGGCUGGGGGGCUCGGGUUACAAAGCCAGGGCUGUUGGCCGAGGCUGCCUCUCCCCCCCGCAGAGGAGAGGAGAGCCGUACGUCUCCAGACACUACGAUUACGUCACCAAGGGUGUGAAGGGUAGUCCAAACUGCCAUCGCUGGCAUGGCUCCCCACCAGGAGGCCACUCACACCUCCCUGCUGAGAAUGGCUGCUGCCCAUUUGAGGGCAGUGGAAGCUUGUACAGUAAAGCAUCAGGGGAGCUGAACGACCAUACUCUGAACGGACACAGGACCCCAGAGAGGAUGCGAGGAGAGGCUGAAGAGGGGCUGGAGGAGCAGAGCAGUCCCAGGGUGGUCAUCAAGAAGGAUGGUAGUCUGAGGGUGGAGUUCACCAACACUAACAGUGGUCUGCCCCUGGACGAGGCCUCUGGGCCGGUGCAGCUGCUCAAAUUCUCCCCCACCCUGGAGUCCACCCCAAGCCUUCCUGGCAGCAGUAGGAGGCCUGAGGCCCACCACGGAGCUCCGCAGCCAGCCUCAACCUCCACCACCAGGACCAGCAAGGGCAGCUCGCUGAGCUCCGAGGGGUCCUGGUACGACUCUCCCUGGGGGCCCAGCGCAGAGCUCUGCGACCAGGACCAGUCCUGCUCCUCCAGUAGGACUAUGGGAAACAGUAGGGCUGACCAAUUGGAGGCCUUCGGCCAACAGUCUCCCCCGGUGUCCAUAUCAGAUCUCUACAGGGACCCCAGUAUGGCUGCCACCUUCCCCACUGCUAAGGAUCUGUCGGCCCAGUACAGGGAAUCCCCCCAUCACAUCCAGCACCGGGCCUCCUUUGUUUCGGCCCUGGACGUGCCUGCUGAGGAGGAGUGUCCGGAGGCCAGGCAGUACUCGUCCUACACCCUGCCCUGCCGUAAGGCCCGGCCCAGCGGAGAGCGCUCCACCCUGAAGAAGGGCUCUGGCGCUGUCAGGAGCCGCAUGCGACGCCUCAGCGACUGGACUGGAAGCCUCAGCAGGAAGAAGAGGAAGACACAGGUGAGUGGGGCUGUCGUCUGGGGUUGUCUGUGUAGGUCAGGGUCCCAGUGCUCAAACAAUGUAAGUGUUUUUUACAGUAACAUUUGUCACAAAGUGUCCCUAAGUACUAACCCCACAAAGAGCAAGCAGAAGCGACAGUGGCAAGGAAAUACGUCCACUGAGGUUCUAAACUGAUGUUGUUCUUCACAGGCUGUAUACAGAUCUAUGAACUAUCUUCAUCGCUUGGUAUGUACAACCAGUAGGUCUACAGCUGUGUUUGCAGUUAGUUCUGUACCCAUAGCAUAUUGCUAGUCUCCAUGUAGUCAACCUGUAGUCUGUAAUAGAGGUACUGCCUUAGAUUUACAUUUGACAUUUUUUGUCAUUUAGCAGACACUCUUAUCCAGAGCGACUUACAGUAGUGAGUGCAUACAUUUUCAUAUUUGUUCAUACCGUGAGAAUCGAACCCACAACCAUGGCAUUGCAAGUGCCAUGCUCUACCAACUGAGCCACACAGGACCCCUUAGCUGCAUGAGGUGUGUCUCCUUUGGAAUUUCCCUUUGAGAUAUGAGUGUCUGCAGCUCCACAGGAGAAUAUGGUUAUUAUGUGGAGUCUCCCAGUGCUUGGCACAGACCAGUGUUCCAACUAUGUUAGUGUCCUGUUAGGGAGGGGGGCAGAGGAAGCAACUCUCUGUCAGAUUCUUGGCUGGGGACUGUUACUGGUUAUCUGGGCCAUGUGCCUCAGCGGUCGGUGUCGUCUCGCCAGGAACACAACGUUGUCCCCGGUCCGAGUACCACAAUACCAGCUGUCUGAGGACAGAAAACCACAGGGUACCGCAAAAUGAAAUGUGCGACGCGGAUGGUGCAUUGUGUAGGGACUAGAGAUGCAGUAGUCUACCGGAGAGUAAAGCAUGAAACAGAGAGAAAGGAUGAGAAGCCAAGGGGUCUGCAGAUUCCAUGACUACGUCUGGGUGGGUACAAGAGAUCAUGUCAGUUUAGUGUUUUUACCAACCUCAUGCUAAUGGGGGGAAUAUGCUAAAUGCCAUGUGUUGGAAGCAUAGCUUGCCAUUGUAGGUCAUUUGCUGUUGAGUGUGAUGGUGUUGGUGUGAUUGGUUGAAACGACAUGUUAUUUACCAGUUUACAGCAGGUCUGUAUGACGUACAGUGUAGGUCAGUGUUGCAGCAUGGGUCAGACAGCUGAGAACUGGACCUGUAAAAUGGCACCAGACUGUUUUGUACAACAUAAGAGGAUAAGAAUAACCAUGACUUGUAUGCCGAAUCACUGGAUAGUGUGUGUUUGUGUAAAUCUGUGUUAUGGUUCUGUAAUAGCUUAUUUAGAGCAUUUAGCCUCAUAAAUGUAAACACCAUAGUCAUAUUUUCUGCAACAAAGUCUAAGUAGGUAAUUGCUAAAAAUGUGCGUUGUUAGAUUUUCCCAAAUUAGCUUCAAAAUGUGGCCCUCUGACUUUGAGUCUUGAAAUCAAACAUUAUGCUCCAAUUCAAUAGCUCUUUUAAACUUGAACACACUUUUCAAACAAUGCCAAGAUAAUUGCUGUAAACCUUUACAAUCUCUGUUGGAGUGAAACUAAGUCCCAGCUGAAGAUUUAGAAACCUUUCCCACUCUUAAUUAUGUGGUUGUCAUGGUGAUUAGAAUUUGGUGGAGCUGCUCUGGCCUCUACUCACCACCCUGUCCUGCUCUCCAGAGAGCCAGUCCAUAGUGUGUACUGUAUGGAUAGGUACUCGUUCAUUAGGGUGUGACCUGUGUUGGCAUGAGGGUCAACUUUGGGGCCAGAGCUUUCACUCUAAAUUACUAGACCUCACUUAAGCCCUAAUAAUCUCCUGCCAUGUGUUGGGUUUGGGAAGAGACUAGACCUAGGACUCUCAGCUUCCCUGAACUAUUGAACUCGUUGACCUUUUCAAUGAGAAGGAGGAGGGCUUGUGAAGGACUGUGAUUGAAGUUGUUCUGGUUCCCAGCGCAGCUUCAUAGGUCCAUGAGAAACUCUCCAACAAACUCUGGUCUAUCAGAUUAACACCCAAACACCCAAACCCCCAUUCUCCUUUCAACUCCACCCCACCUCAAAUAUAUGUCCUCUGUAGGCGUUAGGCAACCCCAGGCUUCAGGACAGAAUAGUUAUGAGCAGAGGGACAUUUUUAGAAAUAAAUGGUCUCUUUCAGUGUUCUGACUCAAACUGUGAAUUCUUCAUGGGCAAAUGUUGGAGCGUGAUGUUUCCAACUGAGCUCUGGAUAGUUUAAUUGGAGCCAUUCAGAGUUUUUAUAGCUUCAUGCUGACAUGUUCACUGGGUCUCUCUGCACUCUGGUGACUGUGGAGUCCAGGGCAGAGCCAGUUCAGGGGCCCACACUGGCCUUGUUCUGCCUCUGUCUGGAGCUCUCCACUGGGUCUCUUGUUUCACCAAGGCCACUUAAUCACCCCCUGCUUCCAAUUGGCUCAUUGAACCAUAUAUCACAGCAUCGCAGCCCCUUUUCAAUGAGUCAACCCAAAUCAGGACUAAUUACAGCUCUCGUUCCACUCCACCUGGGCUCCAGAGCUCAGCUGUGGUUUAGGGUCGCACUGUACUCUCCAAGCCAGCCUCUCAGGUCCAGUCCAGGUCCUAAUGAGAAACAGCUGGGGAAGAGGGGGAGGAGAGAUUAGGGUAGACUGAUGGAAGAAAGGGAGACACGGGGUGACAGACUGACAGACAGGGGAGGAAGGGGGUGUAGAUUGGGCGAGAGACUGAGGAAGGGUCGCUGGGGAAGGGCAUCGGAACACUGUUUGUGUUUGAAGUGCACUCAACCCCUGUUGCCAGGGGAGACUAGAUGCUGCAAUCUAUUGGAGUGCAGGUGGGCUUUCAUUACCCUUGAAAGAGAAAGAGUUCAAUCCCAUGAAGUAGUGGUCUACUGGGAUCAGGAAACCAGGGUGCCCUCGCUGACUCAAUUAAAUUGUCUCAGUCUCAAGAACUUUAGUCGCCUGGGUGCCAGGCUCAGGAAUUUAAGUGUUUUUGUUGUUAUUUGUUGUGGGACUCCUUAGUCUCUCACCUCAUCCCACCCUCUCUCCCUACACUCUCCUCACCCUCUCACCUCAUCCCAUCCUCUCCCUACCCCUCACCCCGCACCCGCGCACCCCACCCUCCCGCACCCUCGCACCGGUCAACCCCCCCACCCCGAGCCCACCCCUCACCCUACCCUCACCACCCUCAACCUCAGCCCACAGCGCACCCUACAACCCACCCGGCACCACCCACCGCCACUCGCGCACCCGCUCCACCGCACCUAGCCACACCAGCCGCACCCCCUCACCCUAACCCGACCCUCUCUCCGACCCUUCCUCACCCUCUCCCACCCACCCUUCCCUACCCUCUCCUCACCCUCUCACCUCAACCCACCCUCUCUCCCUACCCUCCACUCACCCUCUCACUUCGUCCCUCUCUUCACCCUCUUCUCCUCUCUAUGCCCUUCCAGGAGCCCAGGUAUAAGGACGGCAGCGAGGCCUUUGACAGUGGAGUGGAUGGCCUGACAGCUGACACCAGCUCUCCCUCCCAGGUAUCCAGCCUGUGGUACCCUGGCGGUGUGGGGGCCUCCCGGGCCCAGUCGGCAGGGGCCCUCCACCACAGCAACGAUGCCCUUCGCCAGAACAUCUAUGAGAACUUCAUGCGGGAACUGGAGACUGGACAGGGCAGUAGUGGAGGAGGAGGGGGAGCUGGUGAAAGGAGAGACCCGUCUACGGGGACAGAAGAGGGGGAGAGCAGCAGUGAAUCUGCGGGGGGCUCUCUGGAGCAGCUGGACCUGCUGUUUGAGAAGGAGCAGGGGGUGGUGCGCAGGGCUGGUUGGCUCUCCUUCAAACCCCUCCUCACCCUGCAUAAGGACAGGAAGCUGGAGAUGGUCACACGAAGGAAGUGGAAACAGUACUGGGUCACCCUGAAAGGUGAGUAGGGGUGGGUGAGCAGAGGGAAACAGGGAUUGGGACAUUGCCAUCUAAGGUCCAGUCGUUCAGAAUUUAAUUGGACCUUGAAUACCUCACUGAAGUCGAGUCGAGCUUGAUGCUCUCUAGGUUGGGUCACAUUGAAAUGUGAGUUUAAGGUGUGAGGAAGAGUAGAGGACAACAGAAGGUCAGAGAGUAUUCAAUUCUCAUGUCCAGUCGAUAUGACCACUGUAUCAUGGAAUACAUCAACUGAAAUUUAAUUUACGCUGGUAGACAGAGGGGAAGGACAGUUUCCAACUUUAAAUCACAUUAAAGUUCAAGUAAAACUCUCCUAGAGAGAGUCCAGACGUAUCACUUAAGUGAGGGAGGCAGCUUCAUGUGGUUUCUGUAGGAGACUAGUCCACCUCCUUUACUUAGCCUGUGCAUUACAUUUACCAUAGACUGAUUCUUCACUACCCUAAAAGCUUACAGGGAAUUAUACUGGUGUAUUUAUCUGCUAAAUGGAUAAACCUCAGGCCAGGUGUGUGUGUAGAUGUGGACCCUCAGCCUUCUUUCCACUUUACUGUAAAAUGACAGAGACAAUUAAAUGACAGUUUGAGGUCAUUCUUCUGAGGUGUGUUCUUCCUCCCUCUAACAACCAACCUCUUCCUCUCCCUGCAGGUUGUACCUUGUUGUUCUAUGAGACCUAUGGGAAGGGUUCUCCAGAGCAGGAGCUGUCUCCACGCUACGCCCUGUUUGCAGAGGACAGUAUCGUCCAGGCCGUUCCUGAACACCCCAAGAAGGAGAACGUCUUCUGUCUCAGCAACACCUACGGAGAUGUCUACCUAUUCCAGGUGAGGCGGUCCGACUUACCUCACUCUCCAAACUGAACAAAGUACUGUAGAUGCCAACAGUAGUUACCCCAAUUGACGGAGAUGCUGUAUAUACUUAACUGUCUCUUCUGAAAGAAAUUCCAUGUGUUUUGUAUACAUACAGUAAGUGUCCAUGUGCUCACAGAGGUCACACUACAACUGUUUGAACUGCAUUGCUCAGUCCAGCUGGUCACUCCUCCAUUUUACUGCCUGCGUGGCGUUAGCUCCCUGAACGCGUUGUGUGUUGACGGUCUGAUUUCCCCCGUCACGCUGCUUGGCUCCCUGUCAAGCUGUGUUCCAGCCAAUUCAACACACAAUUAAGGAGCAGAAGCUGUUACUUAGUGGGGAAUGUUUUGUGAACCCGGAAAGGAAAGUGUGUCCUGUGCUGCUGUGGCAGCUAGCCUGGUUUGAUAGCCUCUUCCUGCUUGGUCAGUUAAGCGGAACGUGUUCUGGUGACGUGUCCACAGUGGUGUAGUCUGCUGUUAGAUUACACUGACUGUGUCCGACUGUGUCAUUUUGGGAUUAACAUGGGUAACCGGGAUUCCGGGACUGUCCCGGGAACACUCUUCACAUUUCCCUAAAGAAUAAAAGGACAAGACCCGGGAAAUAAAAUGUUCCCCCAAUGUCGGAACUAAUGCAAUUCCAGAAAAUACACAACAUGCGCAGCAUCAGAUUAUCAAAACAGGUUGUUUCGUGGAAGCCUUUAGUGUAGCGUAUUUACAUCACACAAAGUCGCCAUAAAUUCAAAGCACACGCAUAAUUGACACUGCACAUGCGACCAUAAUGCAGUUAAUAAACCCUACAGGAAACCCCUACAGUAUAGCCUAAAAAUAGCGUGUGCCUCUUUGAGCUGACAUUGUGACUCUUCAGAUUUUUGAUAGGCCUAUGCACAAUUCACUACAUAGGCAUCUCUGUCAGACAUGAAGUCUGUUAACAAGUCAGAGGCAUCAGGGAACAUUAUAUAUUCUCCUGUCCUAGAGCCUAGGCUAUUUUCCUAUCCAGUCCCAAUUCCACUGAAGCCCCAAAUCCUGACUCCUGUCUCAUAUGAAAAUUCCUAACUUUAUUCUGUAAUCCAUAGGUUGUAUUAUCAAAGCACGUCUCUUGCCUCAAUAACAUUUCCCCCACUUCUCUGCACUGUCUCGUACUAGCUGCCAAUAUGAGAGCUUCAGUGAAGAAUGUGUGAUCAACAUACAGUAUGAGAGUAGAUAUGGAUAUAUUUUUUAAACAGAGUUGGUCCCCGUUAAGAUAGCUUGAUAUUUAAACUACUUCCACUCUUCAUCUCCCUGUUAUUAAUCAGCUGAUCUGUUAUCUGUAUAAUCAUCAACUAGAUUUUGCCAAAUUGAAGGAGGUUAUCUAGCAAGCUUAGCAACUUUGGUCAUUUGACUUUUUUUGACUGUCGUUACAAAGUUUGUAUGAUUCCACAGCGUUAUACUCGGGAUGCGCUCUGUGCGUCCUGAGCGCGCUCUGUGUCGAGAUAACCUACGGCUGAAUUAAUUGAGGAACAUGACAAUGCUCAGAAUUUAUGAAUGGCCUGUUUCGCAAUUCACAACAAUGUCAUUGGCGAUCAAAGAUAGUUACUCUAUAAUGACUAAAUAUAAUUUAAUUUGCUCUGAAAUCUUUACAUAGUUGCGCAGCCAAGUCGAGAAGGUGGUGCAGCGCCCCUCUUGUUUGGAGAGAAAUCUGGCAUAGUGACCAUAUCUUGGUUUUAAAAGCUGUAAAUGUGUACUGCUGAUUUUUUGCUGUAUUUCCCGGGACUCUCUGGAUAAAUAUGAAUUAUUCCCGGUAUUGAAACUUGGUAGCUUUUCAGGGAAAUAGUUAUCCCUAGAGUCAGCUAAACAAUAGUGAACAAACACAAUAUUCAGCAUAUUCAGGCUGUACAGUAGUGGAUGGAGAUGUUUUACAAAUAUAGUCAUGCACACUCACACACACUUGUUGUGUAUUUUUGCACUGUAUAAUCGAGUAGAUCAAGUUAAUGAUUAUAGCUCGUAAAUGAUUAUAAGGAGAAGAUUUAAACUCCAGCUGGAGGGUUUCUGUUUGUGUUCAUAUUUUGAUUAUCAUCUGACUCGCUGACCUUAUUUUCACUGUUUGAUACAGAGAUUCUUGAGGCCUUGACUUGCCCUCUGUAGUUUUCCCCUCUCACAUUUACGAGCUUUUCUGAGUGUAUCGCAUGAAAUCCCAGUUGUGGUGUUCGGAGUAAAUCUAAUAAAAUGGUGAAGUGGACUUAACAUCACUAGAGAGUCUAAAGAGGUCAGGAAACCACUGACGGUAUAAACUGGAGCACUAUAAAACCCUGUGGUCUGUGUUCUCUCUCAUUGUGUCCUACACGAGUCACUCCUCCCUCAUAUUCCUGAUAAUUUAAUUGUUUUGUUAAGGUAUAUUAUCCUUUCAAGAUUGACUGUAUUGACUGUGAAAUUACGUAAUAGCGUAUAGAUUGGGGAAAUCUGGUAUUGUGAUGAUAUGCCAUGAGGAGGCUAGGAACACAAUAUGCGUUAGAGCUGUCAAUCAUCCGGAUAUAUAGAGCCCAACCCUUAACAUGUCGUUCAUGACGUCACGAUCAUCGCUGCGUCUUGCAAGUGUUCAUACCAUCUCAUAAACCAUUAAAGAACAAAUUAUUUUACAGUAAUAAUCUAGUUUGACCAUUUAUGGUCUAAUCUCAAACCUCCAUCAUCUAAUGUCCUACCUUCACCUCUGUGUGUUCAGGCCAGCAACCAGACAGACAUGGAGAACUGGGUGACAGCCAUCCACUCUGCCAGUGCCUCUCUGUUCGCUAAGCGUCAUGGGAAGGAGGACACAGUACGUCUGCUAAGGAGCCAAAUCAGAGGCCUGCUGCAAAAGGUAGACAUGGAUGGUAAGAUGAAGAAGAUGGCUGAGCUGCAGCUGUCCAUCGUCAGUGACCCUAAGAACAGGAAGGCCAUCGAGAACCAGGUGAGGAGGAUGAUUAUGAUGAGGAUCAGAGGUUGUUAUAGUGAUAGUGUUGUGGUGUGUCACAUGGAAGUAUUGGUUAGUGUCCCUGAAAGAAAAACACGUUUUUGUUUUAAUGUCCUGUUGUUCUGUUCUGUUAAGUGUGUUUGUUAGGAAUCUAGCAGCCCUAAAAAUACUUGAAUCACACCAUGCGACUAAAACCCCAUGUCUUAUUUUUGGAAGUGGUCUAAAUGUAGCUAGUGGCCGUCAAAACACAAUACUUAGGGGAGAGAAGAGGCAGGCUGCUUCUUCCCAUUGCAUCAGAUUGGGAAUCCAGAUGUUGUUCUGUAUAAUGGCCUCUCAACAUGCAUUAUCCCCUGUAACAGCCUGCCUGAGGAGAAAAACCAGAACCAAUCACUGAUUCUCACCACAGCUAAAAGUGUCCUGUACAUGUAAUGUAGUGAGCCAUGGAGAUGGCUAAAGAUUAGUUUAUCAACUCCCCACCUACUUAAGAGUAGAUGUCAGAUUUAUAGUGAAUCUACCUCCACUGCAAGACAUGAAAGCUCAACAUCUGAAAGCGCACAUUUUUCUAAUAAUCUUAUCAAUGAGGUAACAUUGCUGUGAAAAAGAUGAAUGGCUCAUGGGAAUGACCUGGAGGGCAGUCCCUGUCUUCCAGACUGACUUAGUGUCUGUUUCAUGUUAGCUAUCACGGCACCUCGGGACAGAGAGACAUAGCAGUCUGGAGCCAGUGAUGGGGUCAGAGGGGAAAGGGCGGGGUUAGGCCCCGAGACGGGCACCCACGGCUGAUGAUGGAUUUGGGGGGGUUGGAGGGCAGGGGGUGCUACAAGGGGCACAUUGAUGUCUACCCUCCCCCUUCUCAAAAUCAGUGCCAGCAGACAUUUUUGAACUCUCUCUAUUCCCCCUCCAUAGUGAAGUCAUAAUCAGGUUGCCAUUUACAACCAUUAAGAGAUAGAGGGGGCAGAUGUUGGAGAGGAAAGUCAAAGGAGGCUGUAUCUCUAAGGAAAGGCCCAUUCCUGCCUCUUUUAAUGGGCCUGAAAUGGGAGUAAAUAGAGACUAAGUAGGAUUGCUCUAAGGCCAGAUGGGUGCAAUAUGCCGUCACUGCGAUGAUAGUGUCUCUCUGCCUUAGUGCAGGUUUGCCAGCGGUACAGAGGCAUACACACACGCAUACCUCUCUCUUAGUCUUAAUCUGAUAAUGGCCAUGCUUCUUUGAUAUGAUGAAGGAUUAACAUUGCCUGACAGAAUGUAAAAUAAGAUGUAAUCGAUCAGACAUGGGUUUGAGUGUGGCGCUUCCAUUUGUGGCUAUGCAGUGUCCAAUAUUAAACGGUAUCAGCUAUCAAACCCUAAUCCACCUGUCUCCCCAUUGUAUCCUCUCCUGUCCCCCAGAAUACACCAUUGUUAUGGCUUUAGAGAAGCCAUGGGGAUACAGGGUUAUCGCUGCAGAUUUACCAAGCAUGACGCUUAGGACAACUAACACAGCUCUGCCCAGACUCUGACCCUGGGAUGACACUAUAUGAAUGACACAUGACCAUGCACUAGAUGUCUGCACACUGGCUCACAUUGGCUCCUGAAGGGCAUAUGUUGAUAAUGUCAUUGGGUUUAACCUUUACGUGUGUUAGCUCUGUCUGAACACACAGCAUUGUGCAGCAGGCUCAUUGUUGGUCUUUACAGUCCUGUUGUUGUGAUGGUGGAAUGUUCUAGGCUCAGACUGCUCCCCUCCCCAAGUCAUUCCCAACCAUGAAGAAUUCCAUCAAUGUGAAUCAGUCUUCAUGGGAGGACUCCAUCCUGUUCUGUAUUGUAAAUUAACUCUCUUCAGACCAACACUAUUAAAGUCAAUUGUAUAGAGAGUCGUUUAACUCCAGUUUUCUCGUUAAAGUGAACCUCCCAAGCUAACAAAAUAAGCACCCUCUCUCACCCUCUCAUACUUUACAUAGUGCGAAAAGGGCAUGUGUUCAUUCUCUGUGCGUGUGUUUGUUGGUGAGUGUGCUGUGUGUGUAUUUAGGGGGAAGGGUUAUAGGGUGGUCUGGUGCUCGUCAACUCCCUUCCAUGACUUUUAUUGCAGAGAAUAAGAGAGACUGCAUUAAACACACACACACACACACACACACACACACACACACACACACACACACUCUACAACCCUCCCUCACUAUCAUCAACCUUAAUGCCCUGCCCUCACCCAGCAGCAGCUUGUGCAUACCCCCCCCACCACCACAUCUGUAAGCAAUCCCAGUUUGAUGGAAUGCACCCUUAACUAUCUCCCCGAUCUCCCCUCUCUGCCUUUCCCUCCCUCCCUCUUCUCACCCCUCCAACUGUCCCUCUCUCCCUCAUCACCCCUCCUCAUUCCCUCCCUCCCUACAGAUCCAGCAGUGGGAGCAGAACCUGGAGAAGUUUAACAUGGACCUGUUCAGGAUGCGCUGUUACCUGGCCAGCCUGCAGGGGGGCGAGCUGCCCAACCCCAAGAGUCUGUUAGCUGCAGCCAGCCGGCCCUCCAAGACCACCCUGGGACGCCUGGGCAUCUUCUCUGUGUCCUCCUUCCACGCGCUGGUGAGACCCUUCAUAUGGCAGGUUGAGGGGUAGGGCUGUCUAUCCAAAUUAUAUAGAAAGUACUCUAGUUGACCAGAGUUUGUAGUUUUGAAGUCUGGUCUGGAAUGAAAGGUUUUCUACAGUAGCUAAAGAUGUUCAGUUAAGGUGUAAACUCUCAAAGGUAACCCUUUGACACACACAUUGAUUGAGUAUUGCUAUAGGAGACUGAAGUUGAAGCAGGUUGAUUGAUGUAAGUCUAACUGCUGCGUUUGAUCCUAGUCCUGACGGUGUGUUAUGUCGUCAGAUCUGUUCCAGGGAUGAGGCGACAAUGAGGAGGCGCUCCAUGUCCCUGAGCCAGAGAUCACGUAACAAGAGAGGCCUCUUCUCCUCCCUCAAAGGCCUCGACAACCUCACCAAGAGGGGCCGCGACAAGAGACCGUCCACAGAACAGGUACAGUACCUGGACACACUGAACACACACAGACUCCCACACUGGCCC